Messenger RNA from Lontra canadensis (Northern American river otter), 4147 nucleotides. It is a transcript of the gene CILP, whose product is annotated as cartilage intermediate layer protein. The coding region runs from base 366 to 3947 and encodes 1193 amino acids. The record is from RefSeq and is a predicted model, not a curated record. NCBI's taxonomy places the organism in Eukaryota, Metazoa, Chordata, Mammalia, Carnivora, Mustelidae. The transcript is spliced from 9 exons.
CCAGACUGUGGAGCCUCAGGCCCCUGCCCACCUGGCCUCUCCCCAGGUCCUGCAGCCUCUCACUCUAAGGAUCUGGAAGCGAAAUCCGGGCCUCUGGGAGCUCCAGGGGAUGUGGGGAGGGGAUGGGGAGGCUGAGCUUCCCCAUGCUCAGAUCUGGUUUCGCCGCGCUUCCCCUGGCGCACUGCCACGGGCUGAGCCACCAGCUGCGCUAUAUAAGGCCUGGCGGCUGGACAGGAGAGGCGAAGACUUGAAACCCCCAGCUGAGGAGUCCCGCUCAGGACACGGUCACUGGAUCUGAGAGACUUCCCAGGAUACUACGUUCCGGGGAGGACCCAAAUCUGAAGUACCCUCACCCAUCUCCUGCCAUGUUUCCCAUAGGGCCUGGGGGAAAGAUGGCGGGGACCAAGGCCUGGGUGUUCUUCUUCCUGGUCCUGGAAGUCACCUCUGUGUCGGGGAGGCAGAUGAUGCUCACCCAGUCGGUAAGAAGAGUCCAGCCUGGGAGGAGGACCUCCAGCAUCUUUGCCAAACCUGUUGACUCUCUGGAAAGUCCUGGGGAGUGGACAACCUGGUUCAACAUCGAUCACCCAGGCGGGCAGGGUGACUAUGAGCGGCUGGACGCCAUUCACUUCUACUAUGGGGACCGGGUGUGUGCUCGGCCCCUGCAGCUAGAGGCUCGGACCACCGACUGGAUGCCUGCAGGCAGCACUGGCCAGGUGGUCCAUGGCAGUCCCCAUGAGGGCUUCUGGUGCCUCAACAGGGAGCAGCGGCCUGGUCAGAACUGCUCCAAUUAUACGGUGCGCUUCCUCUGCCCACCAGGGUCCCUGCGCCGAGACACAGAGCGCAUCUGGAGCCCAUGGUCUCCCUGGAGCAAGUGUUCUGCUGCUUGUGGUCACACUGGAGUCCAGACCCGAACACGUACCUGCUUGGCAGAGACGGUGUCACUGUGCAAUGAGGCCUCUGAGGAGGGCCGCCUCUGCAUGGACCAAGCCUGUACAGCCUGUGACCUGACCUGCCCCAUGGGCCAGGUGAAUGCUGACUGCGAUGCAUGCAUGUGCCAGGACUUCAUGCUACACGGAGCUAUCUCCCUCCCUGGGGGUGCCCCAGCCUCAGGAGCCACCAUCUACCUGCUGACCAAGAAGCCUAAGCCACUGACCAAGACAGACAGCAGUGGGAGGUUCCGGGUCCCUGGCUUGUGCCCUGAUGGCAAAAGCAUUCUGAAGAUCACAAAGGCCAAGUUUGCCCCCAUCAUGCUCACGAUGCCCAAGACUAGACUAAAGGCAGCCACUGUCAAUGCGGAGUUCGUGAGGGCAGAGACUCCAUACAUCAUGAUGAACCCAGAGACAAAAGCACGGAGAGCUGGGCAGAGUGUGUCCCUAUGCUGUAAGGCCACAGGGAAGCCCAGUCCAGACAAGUAUUUCUGGUACCACAAUGACACACUGCUGGACCCCUCCCUCUACAAGCAUGAGAGCAAGCUAGUGCUGAGGAACCUGCGACAGGACCAGGCUGGAGAGUACUUCUGCAAGGCCCAGAGUGACUCGGGGGCUGUGAAGUCGCGGGUGGCCCAGUUGACUGUCAUAGCCACUGAUGAGACUCCUUGCAAUCCAACCCCUGAGAGCUACCUUAUCCGGCUGCCCCAUGAUUGCUUCCAGAAUGCCACCAACUCUUUUUACUAUGACGUGGGCCAUUGCCCUGUCAAGACCUGUGCAGGGCAGCAGGAUAACGGGAUCAGGUGCCGGGAUGCCGUGGAGCACUGCUGUGGCAUCUCCAAAACAGAGGAAAGGGAGAUCCAGUGCAGUGGGUACACGCUGCCCACCAAGGUGGCCAUGGAGUGCAGCUGCCAACGGUGUACAGAGACCCGGAGUAUUGUGCGUGGCCGCGUCAGUGCUGCUGACAAUGGGGAACCCAUGCGCUUUGGCCAUGUGUACCUGGGGAGCAACCGUGUGAGCAUGACUGGCUACAAAGGCACUUUCACCCUCCAUGUUCCCCAGGACACAGAGAGGCUGGUGCUCACAUUUGUGGACAGGUUGCAGAAGUUCGUCAAUACCACUAAAGUGCUGCCCUUCAACAAGAAGGGGAGUGCGGUGUUCCAUGAGAUCAAGAUGCUUCGGAAGAAAGAGCCCAUCAUGUUGGAGGCCAUGGACACCAACAUUAUCCCCCUUGGGGAGGUGGCUGGAGAAGACCCUAUGGCUGAGCUGGAGAUCCCAUCCAAGAGCUUCUACAGGCAGAAUGGGGAGCCCUACACAGGAAAAGUAAAGGCCAGUGUGACCUUCCUGGAUCCCCGGAAUAUUUCCACAGCCACAGCUGCCCAGAGUGACCUGAACUUCAUCAAUGAUGAAGGAGACACCUUCCCCCUUCGGACAUAUGGCAUGUUCUCCGUGGACUUCACAGACGAGGCCACCUCAGAGUCACUUAAUGUUGGCAAGGUGAAGGUCCACCUUGACUCGACCCAGGUCAAGAUGCCAGAGCAUGUGCCCACAAUGAAACUCUGGUCACUCAACCCAGACACAGGGUUGUGGGAAGAGGAAGGUGACUUCAAAUUUGAAAGCCAAAGGCGGGGCAAAAGGGAAGAGAGAACCUUCCUGGUGGGCAACAUGGAGAUCCGUGAAAGGAGGCUCUUUAAUUUGGAUGUCCCAGAAAGCAGGAGGUGCUUUAUCAAGGUUAGGGCCUACCGGAGUGAGAGGUUCUUGCCCAGUGAGCAGAUCCAAGGCGUUGUGGUCUCUGUGAUCAACCUGGAGCCCAGGACUGGUUUCUCAUCCAACCCCAGGGCCUGGGGCCGCUUUGACAGUGUCAUCACGGGCCCCAAUGGGGCUUGUGUCCCUGCCUUCUGCGAUGACGAGUCCCCUGAUGCCUAUUCUGCCUAUGUUUUGGCAAGCCUAGCUGGGGAAGAACUGGAAGCAGUACAGUCUUUUCCUAAGUUCAACCCAAAUGCAAUUGGUGUCCCACAGCCCUAUCUCAAUAAGCUCAAAUACCGUCGGACAGAUCAUGAGGACCCACGGGUGAAGAAGACAGCUUUCCAGAUUAGUAUGGCCAAGCCACGGCCCAAUUCACCCGAGGAGAGCAAUGGGCCCAUCUAUGCCUUUGAGAACCUCCGGGCAUGUGAGGAGGCUCCACCCAGUGCAGCCCACUUCCGGUUCUACCAGAUUGAGGGGGAUCGGUAUGACUACAAUACUGUACCCUUCAAUGAGGAUGAUCCUAUGAGCUGGACUGAAGACUACCUGGCUUGGUGGCCCAAGCCAAUGGAGUUCAGGGCCUGCUACAUCAAGGUGAAGAUUGUGGGGCCAGUGGAGGUGAAUGUACGAUCCCGCAACAUGGGGGGCACCCACCGGCGGACAGUGGGGAAGUUGUAUGGAAUCCGGGAUGUGAAGAGCACACGGGACAGGGACCAGCCCAAUGUCUCAUCUGCCUGUUUAGAGUUCAAGUGCAGUGGGAUGCUCUAUGACCAGGACCGUGUGGACCGCACACUGGUGAAGGUCAUCCCUCAGGGCAGCUGCCAUCGAGCCAGUGUUAACUCCAUGCUUCAUGAGUACCUGGUCAACCACCUACCACUAGCAGUCAAUAAUGACACCAGCGAGUACACCAUGCUGGCACCCCUGGAUCCACUGGGCCACAACUAUGGCAUCUAUACCGUCACUGACCAGGACCCUCGCGUGGCCAAGGAGAUUGCUCUUGGCCGUUGCUUUGAUGGCACAUCUGAUGGCUCCUCCAGAGUCAUGAAGAGCAACGUGGGAGUGGCCCUGACCUUUAACUGCGUAGAGAGGCAGGUGGGCCGCCAGAGUGCCUUCCAGUAUCUCCAAAGCCCCUCUGCCCGGCCCCCUGCCACAAACAGUGGCAGAGGAAGAGUGCCCUCGCGGAGACAGCAGCGGGCUAGUAGGCGUGGCCAGCGCAGGCGCGAGGCAGUGGCCUCUCCGAGGUUUCUGGGGCUCGCUUCGCAGCCUCGGAACAACUAAGUCUCGUGGUACUUUUCUUCCCCCACCUCAUGCGACAGCCAUUGUGAGACUGAUGCACACAAACUGUCACUUGGUUAAUUUAAGCACACCUGUUCCGGGGAAGUUUGCUUGUUUGUUUCUUCAUGCCUUUAUUUACUGUCUUUAUCCCAUUAUACUGAUUGGCACCUAGCGCCCCCAUCCAAUGUCAAAAUAAAGUCUUU